AAUAGUGACUAUUCCCUCUAAACUAGUUUGAAAUAUCCAAAAAGUUGAGAAGCUGAUAUUUUUUCUCCUUGUGAAUAUGUAUGUUCCACCAAAAGAAAUUCUAUUUGUCACUAUUCAUCUAAGGUUCUCAGAUUCUAAGUGUCAAGCUUCUGAAAUUUGAAUAGGAUUGAUUUACAUACACAUUUGUUUGGAGAUGAUUAUUAGAUACACUAAUUUUCCUUGAUAUUGUUCUGUUUCUUGUGCAAGUCAUGGGCUCAACAGCGGUCGGAGAUUUGAUAGAAGCUGUAUCGGGCGUUCAUUUCUCCGGUUUUCGUUUAGGUGAAACAGGUCAAAGUGCUUCAGAAGCUGAGCAACACAUUGCUGCAUCUAAAAAUGGCAAGCAACCUUUUGUCAUAGGAGUUGGUGGAGGUGCAUCGUCUGGAAAGACUACCGUUUGUGAUAUGAUUAUCGAACAGCUUCAUGAUCAGCGCGUCGUACUUGUUAACCAGGACUCCUUCUAUCACAAUUUGACACCCGAAGAACUUACAAGAGUCAAUGAGUACAAUUUUGAUCAUCCUGAUGCAUUCGAUACAGAGCAGUUGUUGUGCAUGUUGAAGAAACUAAAGCACAGUCAGGCAGUAGACAUUCCAAAAUACGAUUUCAAGAGUUAUAAAAACGAUGUUUUCCCUGCCCGAAGAGUGAAUCCCUCAGAUGUAAUAAUUAUAGGAGGCAUACUCGUCUUUCAUGAUCCUCGUGUCCGUGAUUUGAUGAACAUGAAGAUAUUCGUCGAUGCAGAUGCUGAUGUUCGUCUCGCGAGGAGAAUAAGGCGUGAUACAGUAGAAAAGGGUAGAGACGUCGGGAUGGUUCUUGAUCAGUAUGCAAGAUUUGUGAAGCCUGCAUUUGAGGAUUUUAUUCUUCCUACAAAAAAAUUCGCUGACAUAAUUAUUCCUCGAGGAGGAGACAAUCCCGUUGCCAUCGACCUAAUUGUCCAACAUCUACGGACAAAACUUGGCCAGCACGAUCUUUGCAAAAUAUACCCGAACUUAGUUGUCAUUCAAUCAACUUUUCAGAUACGUGGAAUGCACACGAUCAUACGUGAUUCUAAAACAUCAACGCAUGAUUUUAUCUUCUAUUCUGACCGCCUUAUCCGCUUGGUUGUCGAACAUGGUCUCGGGCAUCUCCCGUUUACAGAAAAGCAGGUCACUACUCCAACCGGAUCAGUGUACAUUGGAGUAGACUUCUGCAAAAGAUUAUGUGGUGUGUCUAUUAUCAGAAGUGGCGAGAGCAUGGAGAACGCCUUACGAGCAUGCUGCAAAGGAAUCAAAAUUGGCAAAAUCCUUAUUCAUAAAGGAGGUGACAAUGUUCAACAGGUUUGUUUGGCAACACGUCUGCUCGUAAAUGCACGUGAUCGAUGUCAUUUGGAAUCGUGUUUUUUCUGUUUUUUGGUGCAGCUGAUCUAUGAGAAACUGCCAACAGACAUCUCAGAUAGACAUGUCUUGUUACUGGAUCCAAUUUUGGGCACAGGUAACUCAGCCGUUGAAGCUAUUUCCCUACUUAUUAAGAAGGGUGUCUCGGAGGCCAACAUCAUAUUCCUUAAUCUCAUUUCAGCGCCUCAAGGAGUGCACGCGGUGUGCAGAUGCUUCCCUCUAGUAAAGAUCGUGACGUCUGAGAUUGAAAUGGGAGUGAACGAGAGUUACCGCGUCAUCCCUGGUAUGGGCGAGUUUGGCGAUCGAUAUUUUGGCACCGAUGAAGAUUGGAACCCGAACACCAAGUGAGGAGGAGGAGGAGGAGGAGUCCAUUCAUUAUUUCAAAGCACAAAAAUUUCUGUUCUUGAAUAUACAUUUUUA
Messenger RNA from Salvia splendens (bonfire salvia), 1826 nucleotides. Its product is annotated as uridine kinase-like protein 3. Lineage: Eukaryota; Viridiplantae; Streptophyta; Magnoliopsida; Lamiales; Lamiaceae. The transcript has 13 exons. The record is from RefSeq and is a predicted model, not a curated record. Gene Ontology annotation, molecular function: ATP binding; kinase activity. The coding region runs from base 249 to 1754 and encodes 501 amino acids.